Messenger RNA from Notolabrus celidotus (New Zealand spotty), 1412 nucleotides. It is a transcript of the gene casp17, whose product is annotated as caspase 17, apoptosis-related cysteine peptidase. The record is from RefSeq and is a predicted model, not a curated record. NCBI's taxonomy places the organism in Eukaryota, Metazoa, Chordata, Actinopteri, Labriformes, Labridae. Gene Ontology annotation, biological process: proteolysis. Gene Ontology annotation, molecular function: cysteine-type endopeptidase activity. The transcript is spliced from 4 exons. The coding region runs from base 314 to 1144 and encodes 276 amino acids.
CCAGACACCUGACGGGACACUCCUGAGGGAGACGUGCUCAGAGUGGAUUCCCAGCACAUGAGAGGAAAAGACAAACUUAUGCAACACGGUGUGACACAAUCCUAACCUGUAACAGCACGAAGGGGACAGUCCAUAUAUGGGCAAACAGAUGUGGCUGGAGGCGGGGCUACACCUCUAUAGCGGUGUUCCUGGAGGUCUAACGGGAGUACAAGUCAGUGACUGAUUAACUCACACACUGUCUCACACACACAGACUCACACACACUCAGACAGACAAACACACAGACUCACACACACUCAGACAGUGCAGCAGAAUGCCACAGUGGAGAGGACUGAUGGAGCACAGGGAGGAGUGUAACAGGGCCGUGCUGGUGUCCGUGGCUCAGUACGACCCCGGGGUGCCGCUGGUCAGGAGACCCGGAGCCAAUAAAGACACCAAGAAGCUCCACCACACCCUCAGCAAGCUGGGCUUCAAGGUGGAGCUCCUGCUGGACCCCAGCAGUGACGAGAUCUAUGAGCUGUUCCAGAAAGAGAGCAGGCGGCCGGUGAAGGAUUGCUUCCUGGCGGUGUUGUCGUCUCACGGCGAGGAGGGCUGCGUGUUCGGCGCUGACGGGGAACCCGUGAGACUGUCCCGGAUCUUCUCGUACUUCCAGAACGAGUGUAUGGAGUCCAAGGCCAAGCUGUUCCUCAUACAGGCGUGUCGGGGGAGCGCCCUGGAUGGCGGCGUGGAGGUCGAUUCAGCCGCUGACACCGCAGAGACCGGAUUCUUCUCUCAGCAGUCCGGCGUCCCCGAUGAUACGGCCGUGAUGUACGCCACGGCUCCAGGUUACGGGGCGUUCAUGCACCCGCUCGGCUCCGUCUUCCUGCAGACGUUCUGCACGUUACUGAAGGAGGAAGGGAACCGUGACCUGGAGCUGACCCGCCUCAUGACCCGCCUCUCCCACAGAGUGGCCUACACCUUCCAAGCCAAAGGUCGCGCUCACGGCGGGAAGAAAGAGAUGCCGUGCCUCCUGACCAAAAUGACCCGGGAAGUGUUCCCGUUCGCCGAGCCCAGGAAAGAAGAAGGCGGGGCCAAGACGGGGCUCUCUGCGACCUCACUGGUCCGCCCCGAGUACACCAGGAAACGGACUCCUUCGAUCAGUUAGACCCGGAGCGCCUCUGAGAUUAUCUGCAGGAAUGUAGAGCAGCUGACACGAGGACUCAGAAACCGGUCUCACCAUGUCUUUCUGCAGAAAAUCUCAGAAUGGCUUGGAGGAGAUUCUGCACAUACUGUACAUACCUCUGAUCUGAUGUUUCAGGUCUAAAUGUGAAAGCUUGAUGUGUUUGUGAACUAACAAUAUAUAAAUGUACAUACAUGUAACCUUUUCAUACGUUGAUUUAACAGCAGCAGAGAAUAAAGAUCAUUCAUGCUGA